CGCACAGUGCCCCGGGCUCUUUGAAUAAGAGGUUGCAAACACGACACGGGAAAAUAGAGGAAUAACAGUGAGCUGGCUGCCCGGGCUUACAGCCCCGCAGUGGGGAGGAUUUACAGGAGCCCCGCGCCUUUGAGUCACCAGCAAGAUUGCCCGAGGUGAGCUCGGCACGUCGGCGUUAGGAGGGGGAGACACGCCUUCUUCUCACACAGACCUUCCAGAUCCCGGAGGCUCGGCGGCCGACCUGGGGGUGGUUCUCCAAGUCCUGCCCCUGGCAGUCCCGACGGGCAGGGGCUGGGGACCGAUCCCGAGCGGCAGGUGGGGAAACUAGGAGCUGUCCCCACGAGCGGCGCCCCGUAGAGCAGGUCCCGUGCGGUCGCGGGCGCGCGGGAGCCCCAGAGUCCGGGCUUUGGCAGAGCGGACCGAGACCUCUGACACCCGACACCCAGCGCUCCCGCGGAGAGACUUCGCAGGCUGGCCCACCAAGACCAUCACUAUGACAGAUGGGGACUAUGAUUAUCUGAUCAAACUCCUGGCCCUUGGAGAUUCGGGGGUGGGGAAGACGACAUUUCUUUAUCGAUACACGGACAAUAAAUUCAAUCCCAAGUUCAUUACAACAGUAGGAAUAGACUUUCGGGAAAAACGUGUGGUUUAUAAUACCCAGGGACCAAAUGGCUCCUCAGGGAAAGCAUUUAAAGUGCAUCUCCAGCUCUGGGACACUGCCGGACAAGAGCGAUUCCGGAGCCUCACCACUGCAUUUUUCAGAGAUGCCAUGGGUUUCUUAUUAAUGUUUGACCUCACCAGUCAACAGAGCUUCUUAAAUGUCAGAAACUGGAUGAGCCAACUGCAAGCAAAUGCUUAUUGUGAAAAUCCAGAUAUAGUAUUAAUUGGCAACAAAGCAGACCUGCCAGACCAGAGGGAAGUCAAUGAAAGGCAAGCCCGGGAGCUGGCUGACAAAUACGGUAUACCAUAUUUUGAAACGAGUGCUGCAACUGGCCAGAAUGUGGAGAAAGCUGUGGAAACCCUUCUGGACUUAAUCAUGAAGCGGAUGGAACAGUGUGUAGAGAAGACACAAGUUGCCGACACAGUCAAUGGUGGAGACUCUGGAAAGCUAGAUGGGGAAAAACCAGCAGAGAAGAAAUGCGGCUGCUAGACACUUCGUAGGAACUGAUCAUCAAAAACCCCACCCAAAUAUUACUUCCAAAAAACAGCAACAAACCACAAAAUUGUUUUUGAGUAGACCAUGCAUAAUGGCAUGUCUUUCUUUUUCUGCCAGAAAAAUCUAUUUUAAGAAACCAGAAUAGUCAACGGUGUUCAAAAGAAUUCAAACAAGAUCAGAGAUUUCCUAAUGUGCUCUCACGGUCAUGGAUGCACAAUUUUGGAGGGUUGUUUUUUUGUUUGUUUUUGUUUUUGUUUUUUUUUUUUGGUGAAGAAGAUGAGUAUAUAAGAAAAUAUUCAAGAUGGUAUCAGUGAGUUUUAAAUCACAACAAAAAUGACCAUGUCACGUGGGAGAAAAGAAUAGGCCACGAAAGGGAGAAUAUAGAAAGACGAUUUUUUUUUUUUAAAGAUUGGAUUUACUUCUUAAGUAGAAUUUGAUUUGUACUUUUAGUUUUGCAUUCGUGGAACAUAUUAGCUAAAAAUGGGUAUACAAGGAACAAUUCUAAAUGGAUCACUAAUAAUGACAUUGCUAUGUCCACCCAACAAGCUGUCCUAGGGUGACUCAAGCACUGGUAAGGUUAUGAGAUUAUAGAUCAGACUUCUGUUAAAAUGUGGGAGAUUGUGCAUUAAUGUCAUUUUUCUAUUCUUAAUAAAUGGCUGAUAGACAAGAACAGGACUGUGAAUGACAAAGUACAAGAGAAAUGGCCUAAGAGAAAAAAGAAAGUAUGAAAAUAUGGCAUUUGGACAAAUGAAAUUAAAUGUGUCUGUUACAGAAGUCUGGAAGGAUCAUUUAGCCAAAUUUCCCUCAAGCUAAUUAGAAGUUUGACAUUAUCAGUUGGGAUUAAGAGAAUCUCCAGAGGUUUCCCUUUCCAACAAAAUUUUGGAAAUCGGUUCAGUGUUCAGUUUCACAUUUCAUUUUUCUUAGUAAAUGGUCCCAAGGGGAAAUUAAAGAUGGUCAUUUAUUAAAUGUGUCUUUAAAAAUGCAGUCGAGGAAAAGUAUUUAGCCUUAAUUGUUUUUAGAUAAAAUAUGUUAGUGAUAUGAAAACAAAAGUGACAAAUAAUUGUGGGUUUCUUUUUAAUUUAUAAAAGCACUGGAAACUCUAAAUCACACUUCUACUCUCCACACCCACCCUGACUUUUGAAUCAAUUGCAAAAAUUAUAGGUGUGUCACUUUGUAGAUCAACAACUUCAGGCUGAUGGAUUGAUUUUAUGGUCAUUCUUGAGUUUUCUUGUCAUUCAUCACAUAAAAAUUAAUGAUACCUCAUGCCAUAUUACAAUAUAUUUCACAUUUGUUUUCAUCUGCCUGAGGCAGAAUACCCACAUCUGAACUAUAUUUGGGGACAGGGCAGGAGUGGAUCUGUAUCUUUUCUCCAAAAAUUUGGUUAAUUGCUUUAUUUUUUCAUAUAAAACUGCCUUUUCUUUUUAAAAAUCAUUACAAAAGUAUUUUCCAUUGGCUGGUUCUUAUUACAGUGCCUAAACUGAUAUUACAUUGUUUUCUUAAUCUUUGUUUUUGAUAAGCAUAAGCAACUCCUAUUAAAUUGUUCUUUAAAUAUUUCCAUUUCAUCAAUAACAAAGGCAUCAUGCUUCAAUUUCUCUUUUUAUCAUGACUAUAUAAUUUUGAUAAGAUGGUACUUCUUUCUGUGAAAUUGCGCCAAUUAAACAUUUUUCCAUACUCUGGCCAUAUUUUUAAAUUAUAAACAUUAGAAAACCAAAACCCAAGCCCCCAUUCUCCUUACCUUUGAACCUCUCUGUACAGUCUAAAUCUGGUAUAGAAUUCAUAUUAGGAACACAGAUCCGAGAGAUUGUCUACAGUGUUCUUACAAAAUUCUCAGUGUGAACUUCUCAGUUCUUCUGACUUCGGAAGCAUAAUGCCAGCUUCUAAGUUCCAUUGUGCUUGGGUAUUCCCUCCAAUUCUGUUUUUCUCUGUGAUGUGCUUCAUGACCUCAGUGCCUGAGCCAUGGGGAUUAAAAACUUUCAGCUAACACCUGAGAUAUUUUGACUGAAAGGAAAGUGAGCAGAAACACUCUAAUCAAUGCUGUGGCAAAAUCUGGUAAACUUCUAUGGCUAUUUAAUCAACUCGCCUUUGGAUUCAAAUUGUGAUGUCUCUGGCAUUCCCAUGAUAGAGAAUGCUGAGCCUUUAUGAAAUCCUAAAGGUAUUCUAUUUUGGAUUUUUUUGUUUCUCUCUUUUUCCAGUUCUAUGACUGACUGACUGACUUUUGCCAAGAUUCUGUCAUUGCUAGUUAUUUGACAGGCAUUUAUUUCAGGGUCUAUUUUAAGAUCAUUAUUUGAUAGCCGUAGCAUGAAGCAGAGAGUGAUGAUGCCUUUAAUUAUAGAAUUCUGCCUAUAAAAAUAACAAUUAUUGGGCAACAAUCUUAAGAGGCAUGAAAUUUAAAGAAGACAAGAAAAGUAAUUUAAAGUUGUAUUCUCUAAUAAAUAAAUACUUGAUCUGAGAAAAAUAUUUUCUCUGUCAAGUUUGACAUCUGAUCCCAAAUUCUAUGUCACCAUUACAGGAAAUUCCUUUACUUAUUAUUACAGAAUUAACUAUUAUGUAGAAUUCAUUUUACAGGUUCAAGCUGAGUUGGGAACAUGAAGUAUACAGACAGGCUUAAAGAAUGGCAUACCUCCUUUAACCCAAAACAGCAUGAAUUUUUAGCCAAGAUGUAUCCUGUUAUUUGUUAUCUCCCAAAUGCUUUGGUAAACUAUAUUGUAUUGGGGGGAAAUAUUUAAAAUGUACAUGAAAUUCCUCUCUGAUAUAGAAAUAAUUUCUGGAGUGCUUACACUAGUUUGAUGUUUACAUUGCUCUAACACAGUGCCUCGAAUACCUCUAUGACCAAAUUUGUCUCCAGCCACACAGCUCAUUUCCUAUCGUAUCCUAUUUGAGGAAGGCCUCAGUGAGACACUAAUGCAGCUAAAGGCACUCUGAUAUCUUCAGCAAGGGGACAGGAUGUUAUUAGAAUCUGGAGAUAAUUACCACCAUCUCCAAGUCUCCUAAGCCUCUCACAGAGUGGAAGUGGGCAUUGCUUGAAACUCAACUGUGAGUGAGCACAAGGUUACCUUUUGAUACAAAAAAAGAAAACUCCUUUGAAAAAUGUACCAAAAAAUAGCUGAGAAAACGUGUUUGUCUUGAUAUGACAAGGGUCACAAGUCACGAAUUGGCAGAAAAUGGUAGGAACUGAGCUUGUGGGUCUCUACAUAAGUUUUAGAAUUCUUGCAAGUCACCACUCAAGUUGAUUUGCUAUCAUUUCCAUAGUAUCAGCUACACACUGCAAAAAACUCAAAACCAGCAUUUUCUGAAGUAAAUAUUUCAUCUGUUGUUUUUCACCAGAAGGCCCAUUCGAUGUAUCAGUAGGUGUCUUUGUUAUGCUUUCUAGCAUACGUAUGCUCUGCCAACCUGUACAGGUAAAAUGAACUGGGCAAGAGUUUUAAUCAGACCUUUCUUAUCUCCUCUGUAAGAGAGAGAAGCUUGACCAUAGAGAAGCACAUCACUAUAUAAACAAUAAAUUAUUACAGCCAAAAUAUUCUACAAACUGUAAAUUGAAUUGCCUGGAAAUCAACAAGUUUGAUGAAGCUUAUAUUUACACUCAUCAGCUAGAAAGAGAAGCAAUAUGUGUCACAGUGAAUAGGUCUACUGGAAACCCAGAACCAGUGUCCAUGACACAAGAUUAUUCACUGUUCUGUAUCUCUGUUCACUUUAAAAGAAGGGUACAUGUGCUUUCCUCAAUGUGUACCAUAGUAAAACAUUGAGGGAAAAUUCUCAUCAACAAAGAAUCUUGGGGUCAUAAUCUCAAACUUAAACUAAAGAAUAAUAUUGAAGUUUCUGUUUUCCUGAGAUAUUAACUCUUCAAAAGAGAGAUCUGAGAGCUGAUGUUAGCCAAAGGGAGGGACAAGUUGUCUUUCACUCUAUAUCACCAAGCUUUAAAGCAUUAAAAAAAAAAAAAAAAAGGCUAGUGUAUGUGAAUAUUUUAGGGAAAAUUUUGAUCUCUAAAGAUGUCAAGAUGCUGUCUCUAUCUAAAAAAGCUGUCUGAGAAUUCACCAAAAACUAUAUUUUCUUCUUGCUCUUUGACCAAUAUGAUAUAAACUUAUUUCUGGGGAGAGUGCAGAGUUCUUAAACAUGGCAUGUAGAAAUAGAGUAUUAUCUGAGAUGAAUGUUGUUUCAAUGCUUUAUAAACCGAUGAAGAUAUUUGUCUCAUAAAGUAGGACUGAUAAAAAUCAUUGUUAGAAAUCUACGGAACUUUAGGAAUGUAUUGCCUUAGAAUUAUUGGGUGGAGAUCUAACCAUGAUGACAUUGUUGAGGAAGAACUAUAAAGAGAGGUUAGAAUUCAACGUGGUCUGAUGAGUGUUCUUAAAUAGUAUAGACACAGAGAAGACCAUGUACUUCGAGUCUGAUUUUUAGGUAGACAAUGAAAAAGAAUUAGUAACCAGAGGAGUUUUUGUACCUCGAUCCAAGGCAAAUUUUUAUCUGUCAUUUCAAUCUAUCAAGUGGAAGUUUAUGCCCUUAGAACUAAGCUAAUAAACACAUUUAAACACCAAGUAUUUCAUUAGUGGCAUCAAAAUGUGGGAAACUUUGAAACAUGUUGUUUGCUCAAUUUGAAUUUAAUUUUCUCAUAAAUUGCUCUUUGACUAAUUUUUCAAGGAGCAGAAUCACAAAGAUGCUUCUCUACAGAUCUCCUUUUACCAAUAGUGUAUUGGUUGGGAUAUUUUCUAGCUUCCCAUAGAGAAAGAACAAAAAACAAGCAAAAACAUUAGCAACAAAAUAGUGGGGUUAUUUAAAAGGGUGUCAGCUUUUGAAGAAAAAUUAUAGAAAGGAAUCGUCUUUGGAUUGAGUCAUUUGAACUUGUUUCCCAGUUCCUUUUCUUUCCAACAGGUCUUGGAAAUCAUGGCUAAUAUCCCUCAGCUGACUUAGUCUUUAAGCCUCAUUAGCAAAUUUUGAGAAGCAGGCAUGUUUUGUCUUUCACCUAAUGGAUCCUUUAUUUAAUCAAUGGCUCUUGUCCCUAUGUCCACUGGAACCUCAAAAUGGUAUCUGUCCUUAGCAAAGCAUUAACAUAUUCUUAUAUUUACUCUUUUAUGCUCCGGGUUAUUUUUCCAAAUGCUCUUUGAGAGGAAGCUCAGUAUUAUAGAAAGGAAAGUAGCCAGAAAGAACAAUUUGGGGACCAUGAGCAUGUCAUUGAAUAGCAUAGUGACUUCUCAGAGGGAGUGUAUAAACCCUGUGUGCCCCAUCGGGUUCAUGUCAGGCUCCAAGGAGAAUCUAAGAAAUCAGUUUGUAAAUUACGUUCCAUUUCAUAAACAGGCACUAUUAUCAUAAGCUAAGCAUAAUAAAAAAAUUAUAGUAAUUAAAACCACUUGUGAGAAGAAAUGACAUAGCAGGGACGAAACACUAAUUUUAGUAGUGGGUGCUGGAAGCAAUCAAUGGUUAAGCAGCUUGAGAUCAUUGUAUUUGAUUAAAAAUGUUUAAUAUAUCUCAAGUUAUUGAAAAAAUGCGAGUUCUAUUUUAUUUUAUAUGUCAUCUGGCAUUUCUUCCAAGGAGUCCAAUUGCAUUCUAGAUAGUAUAUUAAUUACAUCUUGGUCAAAUCCUCCUUGUACAAGUAGGGCUUUUGUGUCCAUUGCCUUGUAAAAGAUACCGACUGCAUCUGAAAUUGCCUAAGAGAAAUCAGUUAUCCUGCUUAAUGUGUUAAAUAUAGACAAUGUUCUAAGAUAAUACUGAAGUGCUUCACUGUAUUCCAACGGUCUACCUUUAAGUGAUAUUAUUCUCAUUUUUAGGCUAAGCACUUUGGAUUGUUUUGUCUGUCGUCUCCAUGGGUCUGUUUUGUCUAGUGCCAAAAAUGUAAGUUAAAACCUUCAACAUGGAGUUUUUAUUCUAUGUGUCCCCAGGUAGACUGUGGUGCCUGACAAAUACUGUUAGAUCAUUAUUUUGUUGUACCAAAGUUCUAGUGGCUUCAGAAAUCAUAGCAUCCAAUGAUUUUGUGGUGUCUGGGUUUGAAUACUGUGGUGGCCAACUGUAUUCAGUGAUUGUUUCUGCACAUUUUUCAAUAAUAAAAAUGCAUUUUUAUCAAUUA
Molecule: messenger RNA, 7208 nt
Organism: Mustela lutreola (European mink)
Lineage: Eukaryota; Metazoa; Chordata; Mammalia; Carnivora; Mustelidae
Gene: RAB27B
Product: RAB27B, member RAS oncogene family
Exons: 6
Coding region: 494-1150 (218 amino acids)
Biological process (GO): melanosome transport; positive regulation of exocytosis
Cellular component (GO): melanosome; secretory granule
Molecular function (GO): GTPase activity; GTP binding
Source: RefSeq, a predicted model, not a curated record